Molecule: messenger RNA, 2777 nt
Organism: Telopea speciosissima
Lineage: Eukaryota; Viridiplantae; Streptophyta; Magnoliopsida; Proteales; Proteaceae
Product: probable (S)-N-methylcoclaurine 3'-hydroxylase isozyme 2
Exons: 9
Coding region: 1-2736 (911 amino acids)
Molecular function (GO): oxidoreductase activity, acting on paired donors, with incorporation or reduction of molecular oxygen; iron ion binding; heme binding
Source: RefSeq, a predicted model, not a curated record
AUGGCAUUAAGGGUAGUCAUCCUGAUUGCUUUGCUAGCAUCUUCAGUCAUUUUAAACUGCAAUGGAAUUGAAGGAGGAAGGUGUCUAUCAGUCUCCACAGAAGAAGAUCUUGAGUUAGAGAGACAACUCAAUAUUCUGAAUAAGCCUGCAGUCAAGAGCAUUAAGACAAAAUAUGGUGAUAUCUAUGACUGUGUUGAUUUCUACAAACAACCAGCUUUUGAUCACCCUUUACUCAAGGAUCACAUUCCAAAGGUGAAACCUAAGUUAUUUUUAAGGGAGACUAUAAAAGAAGUUUCUUCAAGAGUAAAACAUGUAGAUCUUGGGCUUGAGGGAGGAGGCUGUCCAUCAGAAACAGUUCCCAUUAGGAGGACCUCUAAAGAAGAUCUGAUAAGAGCAAAAGCCUUUGCAAAAAGUCAUAGCAGAAAAAUUCAAGUCACUGGCAAAAAGUUUGCAGGCUACCAGACAAAAGCUGAAGGCAAAAAGUACCGUGGAGGCGCAAGUUUUCUGAGUUUAUACAAUCCAUCAGUCUCUCCCAAGCAAUACAGUGAAGCCCUAAUGUGGGUAGAAGGUGGUCGCUCGGAACAAUUAAACCAUGUACAAGUUGGAUGGACUGUGAAUCCUAUGUUAUACGGCGAUCACCAGACCCGAAUGUUUGGGCAUUGGACUGCAGAUGCAUCUCAAAAAACUGGCUGCUUCAAUAACCUAUGUCCAGGUUUUAUUCAAAUUAACAGCAGAAUACCCAUUAGCUCAGUUAUGAGUCCAAUUUCUGUCAUUGGUAAAGAUAUAUAUGUAAUGCAUUUCUAUCUAUUCCAGCAUCAAGUCACUGGAGAUUGGUGGCUAUAUGUUGGACCAAAUGUUACUGAGGUUGGAUUUUGGUCAGGACGUUUAUUCACUAGUAUACACAAUAAUGCAACUGUGGUUGGUUGGAGAGGAGAGGUUUAUGCUCCCCCAAAUGAACCAAGCCCACCAAUGGGGUCUGGUAAAUUUCCAACUGGAGAUAGAGAUCUAAGUAGAUGUGCUUUCUUUGGACAUGUCGGAGUUUAUAUUAAUGGAUCUGAUACUGCUAUAAGUCCCCUUAAAGAUAGUCUUGCAUUCAUCCCAUCAUUAGCUACUAAAUGCUUUCGGGCACAAGAUGUUCCCUAUGUUGAUGAUGACUACAAACAUACUUUCUUUUUUGGGGGACCUGGGGGAGACUGUAAUCUAAGCCAAGACAAGACUUUAGUGAGAAUCAUGGUUCAAACAGCUCUCAUAGGAGACAUCAAUCUCUUCUUCCCUCUAUUCCUACUACCUCUUCUUUUUCUUCUUUACAAGCAUUUCAAAUCUUCCCUAUCCAAAGGUCCAUCUCUUCCACCAGGGCCAUCUCCAUGGCCCAUCAUAGGCAACAUUCACCAAAUGGGAAGGGAGUCCCAUGUUUCAUUCACCCACUUAGCCCAAACCUAUGGCCCACUCAUCUCACUAAGACUUGGUCCCCAGCUUCUUGUGGUUGCAUCAUCACCAGCCACAGCAACUGAGAUACUCAAGGCCCAUGACAAUGUACUCUCAGGCCGCUUCGCACCACAGUCGGCAGCCGACCUUAAGACCAACCCAGAACGCAUGACGAUUGCAUGGGCUCCUGAGUGCAAUGAUCAAUGGAAGAAUCUACGUACCCUUUAUCGGUCUGAGCUGUUCUCAGGCAAGGUGAUUGAGUCUCAGGCAAUUUUGAGGGAGAAGAAGGUGAUGGAGCUGAUAAGUUUUCUGAGUACAAAGGAAGGUGAGGUUGUGAACAUAGGUGAAGUAAUAUUUGCUACUGUUUUUAACAUCUUGAGUAAUCUUUUCCUGUCAAAGGAUUUGGUUAGCUUUGAGGAUGAUGGUAGUGAUGGAGGGAUUAAGCAACUGGUGAAGAGGAUAAUGGUGUUGGCAUCAACUCCUGACUUGGGUGAUUUGUUUCCAAUAUUCAAGAGGUUAGAUAUUCAGAGACUAAACAAAAGGGUGAGGGAGUUGUUUGAGAAGAUCAGUGCUAGGUGGGAGAAUAUCAUCAAAGAAAGAAGAGCAAGAGUUGAUGGUGGUAUUUCAAGCCAACAAGAUUUCUUGGAUGUUCUGAUCAACCAUGGCUUUACUGAUGGUCAGAUCAACAACAUGCUUCAUGAGCUUUUCACUGCUGGUACAGACACAAGUGCGACAACAAUUGAGUGGGCAAUGGCAGAACUGAUGAAAAAUCAAGCGGCCAUGAACAAGGUUCACGAUGAACUUAAAAGGGAGAUGGGAGAUAAUUUUGUAAAAGAGUCUGAUCUACCUCACCUACACUACCUUCAUGCCUGUGUAAAAGAGACACUAAGACUACAUCCUCCAGCACCCUUUCUGCUUCCUCACCGUGCAAUUGAUACAUGCACUGUGAUGACAUACACCAUACCCAAGGACUCUUUAAUAUUCGUAAACGCAUGGGCAAUUGGUCGGGACCCUGCGGCUUGGGAUGAUCCAUUAGCCUUCAAACCAGAGCGGUUCCUUGAAUCUGAUGUUGAAUUCAAGGGUAACCAUUUCCAAUUCAUACCCUUUGGUGCAGGAAGGAGAAUCUGCCCAGGACUACCCAUGGCUUCUAGGCAGAUUCAUUUUAUUCUGGCUUCUCUGAUUCACUCCUUCGAUUGGUCUCUCCCACAAGGCAUGCAUCCAGCCAAUCUAGACACGAAUGACAAGUUUGGAAUAAUGUUAAGGAAGAAACUACCUCUACUUCUCAUUCCUGAAGCAAAACACAGUCAAUAAUCAAUGGAUAGAUGAUUAAUUUUCCUUACAGUGUUGUGAGA